Molecule: messenger RNA, 6030 nt
Organism: Acanthopagrus latus (yellowfin seabream)
Lineage: Eukaryota; Metazoa; Chordata; Actinopteri; Spariformes; Sparidae
Product: solute carrier family 66 member 2
Exons: 6
Coding region: 451-1185 (244 amino acids)
Biological process (GO): phospholipid translocation; retrograde transport, endosome to Golgi
Cellular component (GO): trans-Golgi network; endosome
Source: RefSeq, a predicted model, not a curated record
UUAAAAGUCAGGAUGAUAUACUUACAGUUGAUCAAAACUAGAAAUAGAAACACAUUUAACUGGACAGCCCUGAGAGGAAAAUGUUAGGCUGGGCUCUCUGGGAUCUGUUUGAAUUUAAAAAAAAAAAACAAAAAAAAAACAUUUGUAUAGAAUGAAUGACAGGUGUAAGAAAAACGAACACUGCUCAUCUCCGUGACAACGCAUUCAGAAACAUGAACUAAGCUCUACUAAUGUAGAAUACCAUGAAACUGCACUUCAUGCGAUGUGGUGUCAACUGACAAUGGAAACAACAAUCAUCUGCCACUAGAACAAGCGUCACAAGGACACACUGGCCAUUGGUUACAUAAGGUGAUGGAGCUAAAAUGAAGUCAGGACGUCCUGGCCUCGGUAAACCCGUUGAACGUGCAACAUCUAGACCCCCUGGACACCGCCUGAGCGUCAUACAGUGUGAUGGAUGCAGAGGUAGUUCUGCAGGAGGAGGACAUAGAGGGCUCAUGGACAUUGCUGUCCUGGCUGGCAUCCUGCAUCAUGGUGUUCGGGGGAGCCCUACCCUAUGUGCCACAGUACCAGGAGAUCCAGAGGAGCAGCAACAGCGAUGGCUUCUCCACCAGAGUGUGUCUGGUGCUGCUCAUAGCCAACAUCCUGCGCAUCUUCUUCUGGAUAGGCAAACAGUUUGAGCUCACCCUGCUGCUCCAGAGUGUUGUGAUGAUCAUCACCAUGUUUGCCAUGCUCCACCUCUGCUGCAUGGUCCAAAACACCAACCGAGUGAGCACCAAGCAACAUCGCCUUUCAGACUUGGACUUUCGCUACUUCUGGAAGUGGAGCGCCUUCGAGGAUUACCUGCUCUUCUGCUUUGGCUUCACCGUUCUGUGUGCAGUCAUCACAUUGCUGCUUCUGGACUCGGUGGUGUUUGUGGAGACGCUGGGCUCCCUGGCCGUGCUGUUCGAGGCCAUGCUGGGCCUCCCGCAGCUGCUGCAAAACUUCCACAACCGCUCCACAAAAGGCAUGAGUGUGAAGAUGGUGCUGCUGUGGACGGUCGGAGAUGUUUUCAAGACCACCUACUUUGUGAUGAAUGAAAGCCCGACUCAGUUCUGGAUUUGUGGUUCAGUCCAGAUCCUGAUCGAUGUGGCCAUCCUGCUGCAGGUCCUUCUCUACAGCCAGGACACACGGGUCAAGCUAGGUUGAGUGUGGAUGUUGCUUUUGGCAAGUAAAAUCCAGGACUUUCUCAGGCUUUUUAAUAAAAUCAGCUGCACAGUUGAUGGAAUUUAGAUGGAAGGCAUUUAGCAUCAACAACAAAGAAAAACCAAAGUCUAUCCAGAUUGUUGUUGUCUUGUAUAGUGUUUUAGCCUUGCGCCAAAUAUUGGAUAUCAUCCAAACGAUUUAUCAAGUGCAAUUCAGCAAACAGCUUCAGCCUUGAAAAACUACUUAAAACAAAACACCUUUGCCUUUAAACUGUUAGUAAGAUAAGAAAGUAUUUUGCUUAAUUUUUAGCAUUUGUACUAUUUAUUAUCUUCUGUGUUGAACAUCACUUAGAUCCUGACAUAGUUGUAGUGGACAUGGAAACUGUAGGAGGGAAACAUUACUCAUAUUGGCAGCUCACUAACAGCAGAUCUGUGCUUCUGUAAUGGCAGCUUGUAAAAACCAGUCCUGCACUGGUAGCUCUGCACUGGAAUCUACCGCCUGACUGAUGAGUUUCCCAUUUCACACUCCACACCCUACUGGACAGUUCCCAUGAUACAUUGUGUGUGUGUGUGUGUGUGUGUGUGUGUGUGUGUGUGUGUGUGUGUGUGUGUGUGUGUGUGUGUGUGUGUGUGUGUGUGACAUGCUUGCUGGUGUGUCAGUGCAGCUGAAAUUGAUUUUUGCCAUUGGCAACCAGCACCAAGCACCAGCAAGUCAAGGCCACAGAACUUACUCCAAGUAAUGUUAGAUACAUAAGACAUCCAUCUGUGUGUUAUGACUCUGCUUUGUGGUUUAAUUCACAAGCAAUGCUUUGACAAAGAAUAUGAAAAAAAAAAAACAAAGAAAGAAAUGUGGCCAUGCUGCAAUGCUUUGCACUGUUCCUCAGUCACUAAAUCUUUUGUAGACACCACAGAACACGUCACACUUAAGGUCAAAAUAUGUAAUUCAAUGUACUGUAUUGCUGAAUAAUUAUGGCAUUGACAUUUCUACAUACGUCAUCGUCCUAUUACUUAAAUAUCCAAUGAUCUGUUGAGUCUGUGUGGUGUUUUUGCUCUUUUAAAAUGCCAUUUUGUGCUUUUAGACAGUAACAAUGGGCCAUGACAGCAUCAUGGAUAAGUGAUGGUUAAAUCAACAUACUCAGCAGGGAUAUUAUAGCAUAUUUAUUCUUAUUCUUUUAUUGAGUGCAUGUAGUGUUAACACUAGUGCCAAAAAAAUGUCACUUAAGGGGUUACAUGAAUGUUUUUGGCAUGUGGAGGAGACCAAAUUUUAUGCUCUUGUCUUUGAAAAAGCAAGACUUUUCUUAGCAUUAUUGAUAUAUGUUUGGAUCUUUUAUACAUACUUAAUUAUGCAUUAAUUAGCUAACUAUGCAGCUACAGGCUCUAAAGCAAGAACACUGCCUUAAUAAGGUUAAUAAAUUAUUUAUUAUACACAUUUCACAUUUUAUAUAGUCUUACUAAUGGUAAUAAGCAUUUUAUUGGGACUUACAAGGGCCCUAUUACCUAUUAACUGAGUCUUAUUACAAGGACCUUACUACAAAUUGUACCAUAGCUUUUUUUGUGAUUGACUAUGUCAAAGAAAAGUAAAUAAUAAAUAAAUAAUAAAAAAAAGACCAGAAAGUCAAACUACUGUCCCAUUAGCCAAAAGAAAUCUUACUGUAGUUUACCCUUCCCCCCUUUUCUCACUGUCCCUUGCCCCCAAAUCAUCUUUUUAGUCGUAAACAGUUUUGAAGCAUCUUCACUCACCCAUAAAUGCCCCAUUAAACAUAGUUUGGUUUAUGUAAUGCAUGAGGUAUUACAAAGAUAUGUUUAAACCUCAUCCACGCCAGCCUUCCAGAGUGCAUUAGUAUAAAUCCAGAAGUUCUGUUCAAAAGCAAAACACCAAUUUCACUGUGACGUAUCAAGGAAGGUUGCAGUUCUUUUACCUGUUUCUCAAUAGUCUCCUUGUACAAAAGCGCUGCAGGAUAAAAGGAAUCAGUACCAGCAGCUGAUCAGUAUUCAGCGCAGGUUUCUUUUUCUUCACCCCAGGCAUCAUUUAAUUAAGUUAUAAAGCUGCUGCACCUGCUUGUUCAGUCUUUUAGUCACCUUUUCCACAGUUUGUAUCGGUCUAUUAAUCUAUACCUGUCUUUUUUUGGUUUCUCUUCAGUAAGCAUCGUGUUUAAAUUGCACACUACAGUGGUCAUGGCUUGCAUCGUGCAUACAACCUGUGCUCCUGCUGCAGCUGCCAGUAUGCCUAGCCUUAAAAUGACAUUUGUAAAGAUAGCAAGAUUGCAUCUCAGUGUUUGUCAGUAUUAUCCUUGGGGUCUGCGUGUUAAAACUUUAUUGGAUCAUGGAAAAUAUUUCAGAUUAAUUUUUUUUUUUCUUAAUCUGAAAUAUUUUCCGUGAUCUAAUAAAGUUUUAUCAUUGGUUGUACUGAAGUAAUAGUUUAUCAUUUAGGAAAUACCCGUUUUCCCUAUUUUCUGCACAGAAAAAUAGAUUUCAGUGUUGAUCCCUCUUUAUAAAUAUGAAGCUACAGCCAGCCCACCAGCAGUGUUAUAAGAAAGGACCAGAAAACUCAUACUUGAGUAAAACCAAAAAUACUGUGUUAAGAUAUAAUUACCAAAUAUAUUUUGGUAAAAGUUACACAAUUCAUUUGAAUAAGUCUUAAAGAUUCUGAUAUUUAAUGUACUUUAGUAUCAAAAGUAAAAGUGAAUUAUUCACAUACACGUGUCAUGUAUGGGAGUGUUUGGCCAUAUUUUAAGGUGAUUUUAUACUUUUUACAAGGCUUUUUAAAGUUUCUUUUGGCACCCCUGCAGCUAUAAUGUGACUGUUUUGUUUUUUGUUUGUUUGUUUGUUUGUUAUUUUGCUUUUAGCCGUAGCUUUAUAUUUACUGCACUAUCAUGAGACUGGUAUCAAUCUUCAAACUUUCAGCAACGAAGAACAAAUGUCUCAAAUGUCUCCCCCAAAAUGUCUCACUAUUGCUUUAAUGUCAGUAACUUCCCCCAAAAAGUUACAUUCAAUCAUUUUAGGCAUUAUUAGGUCAAAGGCCAGGGGAAAAUCAAAAUAACUCUCAAAGGAGAAAACACUUGCUUCUGUUUUUUAUGUAUCAGUGUAUGUCAUCUUUAUGUGUAUGUAUAUGUACAUUUAAAAACAUCAAACCCUACUCACAGGGAAUAGCUUGGGAUAAUGUGUUUGAUGGAUACAGCUCACUGUGCGUGUGAGUCUACAUCCUCUGUUUCCUGCUAUUGCUUUACUACAUAUCAGAUAUUCGGUCUAAAUGAUAUUCAUACAAAUGUAUGGUUAGUGAUGGACUUCACUGAUGUGCAGCUUACACUGAAGACUGUCAGCUGUGUUGUUCUUGCAAUGUGUAUUUCACUUCAUAUGGGUAUAAAAUGCGUUCUUCAGUUCCAGGUAUCUUACAUUAUAUCUGCUAGCCAUAUUGUAAACUGUAUGUGUCUUAUCUGCUGUUACCAGCAUACCACAGUUGUACUGCAACUGCAGUAUUUCUGUGUUCUAUAUGCUCUUAUCACCAGAUUUGUAUCUUUUUAUUGUUUCCAACUGCAGAGCUCAGAGCAGCACCUGCACUGGACCCAGUUUUGUAUUUUGGCUCCCCGUUGCCUUUCCAUCUGAAGGGCAGAUAAGCACACAAGCUGCCCGCUUUGUGCUAAUCCCUCAGCCAAAUACAAAUAAUGGUAAACAUACUUGUUGCCUCACCACUAAAAUGACAAGAGGAAGGUGGAUUGUUAUUUCUGAGAAGAGAGAGGAAUGUAAUGUUACUUGAUUUAUAUUCCAUCUGUGUCAAGAAACAAUUUCAGAUUUAUCAGAUGCAACAAAAAACAGAAGCCUUAAAUGGAUUUAUGUGAAUUUUAGUUACUGUUUUUCCAGCGUAGUCACUGUUAGAUAAAAUGUUGGCAGUUAACGUUUCUGCAAACCACUUGACAUGUUAUGCAAAACUGUCAUAUCACCCUCACAAAACAUGUUUAUACCCUGAGUUUUCAUAUUGGUAGUCCAAGCUAUGGUGGUGGAGUUAGGCAAGAAAGCUGCCAAGCCAGUGUCCACUGUUCAAGACUGCAUUUCAUCAUUUAUUUAUAUAUUUUUAAGAAGAAAUCAUGAUUUUUGUCCUAACCCUAACCAAGUGGGUUUUAGUGCCUAAACCAGACCAUAAAGAAACAUAAAGCUGAAACACAUAGACAUGAAAACUUUCAACAGAACUGUGGUUUGCAUAAAUGGGCAUGCCAACAUUGAUCCUGGUGAUUUGGUUGGUUUUAAUAUUCGCUGAUGUCUCUUUAGGUAACAUACUGUGUAUAUACAGGAUCUGGGAAACCAAAAGUUAUUGUUGCCUAUAAAGGUCCAAUUCGUAAAAUAGUUGAUUGUUGUUCCAGACUCAUCAAAUGCCGACACUAUGAGUCAGUGGCCGGCCUGACCUAACUACCCAAAUCAUCAGUAUUUGAAGACCAGGGAAUGAGACUCAACAAUCAAAUAUCUUACAAAUUGAACCUUAAAUGUAAAUUUAUGUGCACAAGAAGUAACUGGUCAAUUAAAGCAACAAAAUGUAACUUCUUAGAGAAACAGAGUUUGUUUGUUGACACUGAUGAUCCGGGGUUUAUCUCAGGUCAAGCUUCAACACAAAAAAAUCUUUGGCUGAUGAGACUAAACAAUCAAGUGUCUUUCUCCAGGAUUUUACAUUUUGUUGCUUUUAAUGUCAUAUAACAAUAUAAUGGCUACCAUAAAAUGACAGAAAUGUGUAUGAAAAUAUACACCUGUGACAUCACAUUUGUGACAUAUAGCCCAAAAAGUUACUGUCCAAAAACAUCUCACAGUCUCAUGGUGAAAUAUUUAUCAUGUUGGUUUCUCAAAUAUAAACUAUUUGUACUUC